Messenger RNA from Bacidia gigantensis, 936 nucleotides. RefSeq lists its product as uncharacterized. The record is from RefSeq and is a predicted model, not a curated record. Bases 1 to 936 code for a protein of 311 amino acids. The transcript has 2 exons. NCBI's taxonomy places the organism in Eukaryota, Fungi, Ascomycota, Lecanoromycetes, Lecanorales, Ramalinaceae. Gene Ontology annotation, molecular function: GTPase activity.
AUGGCGACAGAAAAGCCUGUCGCUGUAGUGUGUGUGGGCAUGGCUGACCAAAUCAUCAACAUACUUGAGAAACGCACUGCUCCGAACACUGAAAACCCUCGAGCAAAGCCUAUCCGAAACAUCAUUGUUGACACACCAGGUCAGAUCGAGGUCUUCGUCUGGAGUGCCUCUGGUAGUAUUUUGCUGGAAUCGCUCGCGUCCUCAUUUCCUACUGUCAUCGCUUACAUUAUUGAUACUCCUCGGACAAGCUCUACCAGCACGUUCAUGAGCAAUAUGCUCUACGCUUGUAGUAUUCUGUAUAAAACAAAAUUGCCGAUGAUACUUGUUUUCAACAAGACUGACGUCAAGGAUGCAGAAUUUGCGAAGGAAUGGAUGACUGAUUUUGAAGCCUUUCAGGCUGCGCUGAGGAACGAGGAAGCCAGCCAAAGUGGUGGCGGCAGCGGUUACAUGAGCUCAUUGCUCAAUAGUAUGAGCUUGAUGCUUGAAGAAUUCUAUCGUCAUCUUGAUGUCGUAGGCGUUAGUUCCAUGACGGGCGAUGGAGUGACGGAGUUCUUCGAAGCUGUGCAGAAGAAGGCCAAAGAAUUCCAAAGAGACUAUCAACCUGAACUCGAAAAACGGCGAGCACAGAACAAGGAAGAAAAGGAUGGAAAAAGGGAGAAGGAGUUGGGCAAACUCAUGAAAGAUAUGAAUGUUGUGGAUUCGGUCUCACAAAAGGGGCCUGCAAUACCUGUUCAGCGACAUCACGCUGACACACUAAGUGACUUAGAAAGCUCGUCGGAUUCAAAGAGUGAAAUGGCGGAGCCAGAAGGUGACGGGGAUGGUCAUGGUGGCUUGGUCAACAGAUAUAAGCAAGCUCUCUCUGAAGACAAGGCGGACGGUGGAGAAGACAGUGAACAUAGUUUCUCACGGUAUCUGAAAAGGAGCCAGAUCGGCUGA